AUUUGAAAGUGUUUCUUAAAAGAAUGAACCAACCCCAACAUACGCUUCCAGAUCUACUCACUCACUCGCUUUCUCUGUGUUUUUCUGUUCUGUUCUUUCAGCAUUUGAUUUUGAAUUGCAUAUCUCAACGCGCCACCUUAACUUAUGGCGCGUGAAGUUCAAAAUUGAAGUCAAACCUUGAUUCGGUGAUCGAUGGAGUUCACUGAAUCUUACAAGCAAACGGGUCCCUCUUCUUUCUCUCCCAAUGCUCGCUUCAUCGCCGUCGCCGUCGAUUAUCGCCUCGUCAUUCGCGACACCCUCUCUUUCAAGGUUGUGCAAUUGUUUUCGUGCUUGGACAAGAUUAGCUAUAUUGAAUGGGCCCUUGAUUCAGAAUAUAUUCUUUGUGGUCUCUAUAAGAGGCCAAUGAUCCAGGCUUGGUCACUGACCCAGCCUGAAUGGACAUGCAAGAUAGAUGAAGGUCCUGCUGGUAUUGCAUAUGCUAGGUGGAGCCCAGAUAGCCGCCACAUACUCACUACAUCGGAGUUCCAGUUGCGUUUAACCGUUUGGUCAUUGGUAAACACAGCUUGUGUGCAUGUGCAGUGGCCAAAACAUGCUUCCAAGGGAGUCUCUUUCACACGGGAUGGAAAAUUUGCAGCAAUUUGCACAAGGCGUGAUUGCAAGGACUAUAUAAAUCUGUUAUCUUGUCACACUUGGGAAAUCAUGGGCAGUUUUGCAGUUGAUACUCUAGACUUGGCUGAUACUGAAUGGUCACCGGAUGACAGUGCUAUUGUUAUAUGGGAUUCACCGCUUGAAUACAAGGUUCUAAUCUAUUCGCCAGACGGAAGGUGCCUUUUCAAGUAUCAAGCAUAUGAAAGUGGAUUGGGAGUUAAAAGUGUGUCCUGGUCUCCUUGUGGUCAGUUUCUGGCAGUGGGUAGUUAUGACCAGAUGCUGCGGGUCCUGAAUCACCUAACUUGGAAGACAUUUGCAGAGUUUAUGCACCCAUAUACAGUCCGUGGCCCUUGUUAUGCUGCUGUUUUCAAAGAAGUAGAUGAGCCGUUACAACUUGAUAUGUCUGAACUAUGUUUGAGUGAUGAUUUUUCCCAAGGGAACGAUGAUUCGCCAGAAGAACCCUUUAGAGUCAGGUAUGAGGUUAUGGAAGUUCCUAUUAAUUUGCCAUUCCAAAAGCCUCCUGCUGAGAAACCUAACCCCAAACAAGGAAUUGGUAUUUUGUCAUGGAGCAACGAUAGCCAAUACAUAUGUACUCGUAAUGAUAGUAUGCCCACAGUACUUUGGAUAUGGGAUAUUCGACAUCUAGAGCUUGCUGCAAUCUUAGUGCAGAAGGAUCCUAUCAAGGCAGCGGCUUGGGACCCGACUUGCGCUCGCCUUGUUCUUUGUACGGGAAGCACUCACUUGUAUAUGUGGACCCCCUCUGGUGCCUAUUGUGUUCAUGUUCCUCUACCACAAUUUACUGUCUCAGACCUGAAAUGGAAUUCUGAUGGCAGUUGUCUACUCCUUAAGGACAAGGAGUCAUUCUGCUGUGCUACUGCACCCUUAUUGCCAGAAUCUAGUGAAUACAGCUCAGAUGAUUGAUGCUUAUAAAGGAAUGAAUGAAACAAAGUGAUGGUAAAUACGAGCUGCCCUAUAUCUCUGCAUCUGGUGGAUAAAACUCUCAUGUCCAAACUUUAGGAUCUGAUUGGGCAGGAAAAAUCUUGGUUGUUGUUGUUUGCUCCAAUUGGUUGGGCAGAGCAAUGCUAAUCAUUGUGGUGUUGGGGGGGGGGGGUGUUGAGCAAAACUAUGUAGGAGUAUUUGGGAGGCCAUCUCGGCCCUUGAUGUAGGAACAUAUAUUAAAAUUUGUUCUGUUUUGUUUGAUUUUUUUAAGUGUAUUGUUGAUUGAAAUGGCAUAUAUUUAUUGAUCUUUUAA
Molecule: messenger RNA, 1900 nt
Organism: Abrus precatorius (Indian licorice)
Lineage: Eukaryota; Viridiplantae; Streptophyta; Magnoliopsida; Fabales; Fabaceae
Product: WD repeat-containing protein WRAP73
Exons: 6
Coding region: 193-1569 (458 amino acids)
Biological process (GO): microtubule anchoring at mitotic spindle pole body; mitotic sister chromatid segregation; protein localization to mitotic spindle pole body
Cellular component (GO): mitotic spindle; MWP complex; microtubule organizing center
Molecular function (GO): protein binding
Source: RefSeq, a predicted model, not a curated record